GGUCCCGGGAGUAGUUGUCGAACAAGUACUCUCUAGGAAAUAAAAACAAAAUUCCUUCACUUUUCUAUCCCUCGUCACUCUCUGUGUAUAUAUAUAUAUAUAUAUAUAAAGUAUUUUCAUAAUUUUGAGGAAAUUUUUUUUUUCAUAUUUGUGGAAUCCAUUAUUUUGAUUAAAUAUUUAUUUUUUUUUUUUUUUGGGUAAAAAAAAAAUAUUAUAACGAAAUAGUUUAACGAACCGCAGUGCAGAUGUUCACAAACCAAAAGCCGGAUAUUUGGAGAAAAAGAGAUUCGACACAUUUAUAAAGGAGAAAAAAGAAAAAGAGAAAGAAUCUUUUUAUACGAAUCGAAAUAGAAAGUGAGAGAGAAAGUCUAUUGAGAAUUUGACUUUGAAGCUUUAUUCCAAUGCCUCCGUCCUGAAGAGAUAGUGUGUGCUUCAUUUGUGAAAGAAUUGCCCUUCACGAUUCAAGUAGAGAAGAGGCAAACGUGAAAAGGACACAAGAAUGGGGAUUCCUGACGUUGAUCAGGCCAAAAGGCGAUUGCAAGACAUUCUAAGAAAGGCACAAAAGUUGGAGAUUCCAACGCAGGAAGUUAUUUCAACUAAGACGGCAAGGAAGCUUCUUACGAGGUCAAAGAAUGUAAUGGCAUGGACAAUUUGGAUAGGAAUCUUUGUACUUGCAUUGUCAGCGGUCGUUUAUGCACGUUGGCCAACACAGGAAGUUGAGACUGUCAGAACUGUCCUCAGGAGAACGUGUGGGAAUUCAGGUGAUAUUUCCGAGCGAGUAGCGGCCCUAAUGCAUCCAUCGUCAACGCAGGACGAAUGCUAGUCUUUAGAUAAGAUCCUUAGAGAUCUGCGCGCCUUCCAUGAAGAUCGAAAGAGAGAAAGAGAACAAGAACGAGAGAGUGACAUCAAAUGGAACGAAAGAAUUCAGAGAAAUUUUGAGCUCGACGCAUUUUUAGAUUACAACUAUUUCAUAAGUAAUCUUUUUCGUAAGCUUAAAUUAAGAGUAACACUUAAACUUAAUCCAAUGAUAAAACUUUCUUACUCACAAUAAAAUUAAGAGUGAGAGAAAGAGAAUGAAAAAUAAUGUUGUGUAAAUUACAUUUAAAAUAAUAAUAAGAAAAUAAAAAUGAUGCGUGUGUUUUUCGUAUUAAUUGCCGUCUUUCACUUUUCGAAAUAAUAUUUUCUAUCUAAAGACGUGAAAAAUUGCGGCAAAAUAUACUUGAAAUAUCACGAGAUAUUCUAGAAUGCUUACGAAUAGAGUAAAAUAUUCCAAAAUAUCUUGGAACAUAUAGAUAUUCCAUAAUAUCUUGGAAUAUAUAAAGAUAUUACCAUAAUAUUUUGGAAUAUAUUCUCUAAUAUCUCGGAUAAAAUCAAGAUACUACAUAAUAUCCUGAAAUAUAUAAAGAUAUUACAUAAUAUCCUGGAAUGUAUAAAGAUAUUACAUAAUAUUUUGGAAUAUAUUCUAUAAUAUCACAGAUAAAAUCAAAAUAUUCCAUAAUAUCUUGCAAUAUAUCAAGAUAUUACAUAUUAUCCUGGAAUGUAUAAAGAUAUUUUGGAAUAUAUUCUAUAUCACAAAUAAAAUCAAAAUAUUCCAUAAUAUCUUGGAAUAGUUUAAAAUAUCUUAAACUAUUUCAUAAUAUCUUGGAAUAUAAUAAAAUAUUCCAGAAUAUAUCAAGAUAUUCCAUAAUAUCUUCGAAAAUUUCAAAAUAUUUCAGAAUACCUUGGAAUAUAUAAAGAAAAUAUUUCAUAAUAUCUUGGAAUAGAUCAAAAUAUUCCAGAAUAUCUUAGAAUGUAUUAAGAUAUUGCAAAAGAACUUGGAAUAUAUAUAAAUAUUAAAUAAUAUCUUAAAAUAUUUGCUUCUGGAAUUCUUUUUUUUUGCAAAAUAUUUCAUAAUUUUAAAAAAUUUUUCCAAAUGUUCUGUAAAAAUUUCAGGAAUAUAAGAAUAUUACAGGGUAUACAAAAAAAACAUACCAAGAUAUUCUCACAUGAUACUGAAAUAUUAUUAUAGGAAUAUUUUGGUAUAUGACCAAGCAUUAAAAUUUAAUGCAAAAUGUACGGUAAACUUAUUUCAAAUACCAUAUAUAUAGAAUAUUAUAGAAUACAACAAGAUUUUCUUCAAUAUAAUAUAUUAAUGACUAUUACAAGAUAUUACAAAAUAAUCUCUCUCUAAGGUGCCAGGAUAUUAUAAAUAUAAAUUCCAAAAAUAGAUGAAAAAACUAUUUCAAAACAUAUAAACAACAUUUUGCAAAGUAUUUUGAUUUUAUCAUAAUAUUUUGUAAAAUUUGUUAAAUGUUAUAAAAAAAAUAUUUGAAUUAAAAAUUUUCAAUGUAUUUUAAAAAUAUUCCAAAACACUAACGACUACUUCUAAAAUAUAAUAAUACUAAUAAUAGUAAUACUAAUACUAAUAAUAAUAAUAAUAAUAAUAAUAAUAAUAAUAAUAAAAAUAAUGCUAACACAAUAAGUGAAUAUAAAGUAUGCCAAAAACAUGUUUUUUUUUUGUUUUUAAAAAAUAAGAAUUAAUUUUUUAAAAAAAUUGUAAAUAUUGCCCCUAAAAUAAAUUGUUAAUUUUUUUCAAAUUUGUCUCUUCACUAAAAUUACAUUAUUCCUUAAAUAUAGAUAAACAAUUUCUCUUACAAGAAAAUAAUGAAGAAAAAAAAAGCUACAAGUUCCGAUUACACAAUUGAUAAGAAACAAUGAGUUUGUUAUCGCGUAACAAUCAAAAUAGCAUGGAAUAAUUAAUUCAUGUUCCUGGAAUAUUUCAUUGGAACAUUAAGAAAUAAUCCUAAGGAAUAUUACAUUUUUCCACUACUUGUAAUGUUCCUUUGGAAUAUUGUAGGAAUAUUUCAUUAAGACAUAAGGAAUAUUUCUGAAGAAAUAUUACAUUAAAACAUUGGGAAUAUGCCAAAGGAAUAUUACAUUCAAACACUGGGAAUAUUGCGAAGGAAUAUUUCAUUGAAAUAUUGGGAAUUUUACGAAGGAAUUUUUCAUCAAAACAUUAAAAAUAUGAUUAAGGAAUAUUUCAGGACAAUUCCUAUAGAAUAUUCCAACAAUAUUCUUGUUAUUCCAUGAACUUUUCUUUUGGAAUAUUAUAUAUUUAUUUACAAUUUUACAAAAUAUUUUGCGUAAAGUAUAUAUACUUGUAAUAUUACAAAAAAAAUUAUGGAAUAUUUAAAGAGUAUCACUGCAAUAGUAUGUAAGAAUUAUCCUUAUUCCUCAGGAAUAUUUCUAAUAAUCCAAUGGAAUAUUCCUUACGUAUAUUUCAAUUGUUUUAUUAUAAUAUUCCUUAGGAAUAUUUAUAAUAUUCUAUUAAAAUGUUCCGAAUUCUGUAAUGGAAUAUUCCUAAUAUUCCAAUGGAAUAUUUCUAAUAUUUCAAUUGAAUAUUUCUAAUAUUCCAAUGGAAUAUUCCCAUUGUUGGACUGUAAUAUUCCUUAGCAUUUCCAAUAUUCCAAUGGCAUAUUCCUUAGGUAUAUUCGCAAUGUUCUAAUGCAAUGUUUUAAUGAAAUAUUCUCAAUAUUCCUUAGGUAUAUUUUCAUUGUUUUAUUGUAAUAUUCCUUAGAAAUAUUUCCUAUAUUCCAAUGUCAUAUUCCUUAGGUAUAUUUCCAAUAUUCUAAUGGAAUAUUUCAGAAAUAUUAAUAGAAUAUUCCAUGUUAUUUAUGAAGUACCGGCAUCCCGUCCAAAAUAUACACUCUCAUGGCGUACCAUUUUUCAAAAAAACUAACUUUUUUUUUAAAAAAAAAAAGUAUGCACAAAUGUUUAAUAAAAAAAAAAAAAAAAAAAUCGUAUACAACUGUAAUGGAAUGGGAAUACUGUACCGGAGUGUGUCAUCAAAGGGGGUAGGGUAGGAAUUACAUAAAACAAAUAAAAAAAAAAAAAAAGAAAAGGUAUUUUUUCCCCAUAAGAACCAUCGAAGCGAGAACCUUCGAGAUUGUGAAGCCAUUUGGUGAGUAAAGAAAUGCGUAUAUUAAAGAAUAAAACAUUUUCAAGAGAUAAUUUUGUACCAUUGCUCAAGUUGUGGAGAGAGAGAGAAGGGGGGGAGGGUGGGUUCUCUUCCUCUCAACGAUGGCGAUCUUUGCCCAUAAGAAUAGCAUAUAAAAUUUCAAGAUAGGCCGCGCAAAUAAGUAUCUUUAAGAGAUAAACCCGACUAAUGCUACACUCUUUCUUGAAAGAAUAAGGAAAAGAAGAAGAAGAAGAAGAAGAAGAAGAAGAAGAAGAAGAAGAAGAACAAAAAUAAUGUAAAAGCGAAACGAGAAUUCAGAAUCUCUUUUAAAAGAUAUGGAAAGACCAUUUUCUUCGAGAAAAUUUAUCAUAUAAUUCAUUAUUGUGAUUUUUCCAUUGAAAGGAAAAAAAGAAAAAAUUAUAAAUAUUUAGACAAAAGAAUAAAAUUUCACUGAAAUUUUUUGAAAUAUUUCUAAAUAUUCUAGGAAUAUUUCAAUGUUCCACUUUAUGGAAUAUUCAAUUGGAAUACUAAGGAAAUAUUUUAAUGUUACAUUUUAUGGAAUAUUCAAUUGGAAUAAUAAGAAGAAAUGUUAAUGUUCCAUUUUAUGGAAUAUUCAAUUGGAAUAUUAAGAAGAUAUUUUAAUGUACCAUUUUAUGGAAUAUUCAAUUGGAAUAUUAAGAACAUAUUUUAAUGUUCCACUUUAUGGAAUAUUUAAUUGGAAUAUUAAGAAGAUAUUUUAAUGUUCCACUUUAUGGAAUAUUCAAUUGGAAUAUUAAGAAAAUAUUUUAAUGUUCCACUUUAUGGAAUAUUCAAUUGGAAUAUUAAGAAAAUAUUUUAAUGUUCCAUUUUAUGGAAUAUUAAGGAAAUAUUUCAAUGUCCCAUGUAAAAUUAUUCCUGAGGAAUAUUUUUUACUUAUGGUACAAUCACACAAUUUCUAAGGAAUAUUUCUUUAAAAAUUAUAUUCCCAAAAUAUUUCAAUGCGAUACUCCUACAAUAUUCCAAGAGAAUAUUUUUUUAUACCUAGAAAACAUUUUAAUAUUCUUGAAAUAUUCUUUUUUGGUGAAAAUUUCUAAUGUUGCAAUUGGAAUAUUCAUUAAUUAUAGAUAAAAAAUAUUACAGAAAUUUUUGCCGAAAUAUGAUAGGAAUAUAAAAUCAAAGCAAAAAAAAAAAAAAAAAAAAAUAAAAUAAAAUUUCC
Leptopilina boulardi is the source of this 5132-nucleotide messenger RNA. RefSeq lists its product as uncharacterized. The transcript is spliced from 3 exons. Lineage: Eukaryota; Metazoa; Arthropoda; Insecta; Hymenoptera; Figitidae. The record is from RefSeq and is a predicted model, not a curated record. The coding region runs from base 500 to 823 and encodes 107 amino acids.